Molecule: messenger RNA, 932 nt
Organism: Phascolarctos cinereus (koala)
Lineage: Eukaryota; Metazoa; Chordata; Mammalia; Diprotodontia; Phascolarctidae
Source: RefSeq, a predicted model, not a curated record
GAGCAACUCUGUGAGAUCACUCCCCUUCUUCAGUAUAAAACCAAAAACAGUUGGCAUCUUUUCAUUCCUAAGGCCAGGGAAGAGCUGUUGUUCCCUACUCUGGUCUAGGGAGCUACUGGAAACUGAACAAAACUCCCUGUUUCAAGUGGGGGAAGAGAGACUCCUGAAGGGGAGAGACUACCCAAGAUCCUCAGCGAUCACCAGCUCAGGAAGAGAUUGAUUUUGACCAGUAAAAGGACAGUGAUUUUAGCUAGUGACUUGGCACCUGACAAGGGCAAGGUUUAGAACACAGACAGAGGCACGAACUGAAUUGAAGGGCCACCUGCCAAGAACAGCAAGGUCCUUUGAACCACAUAGUCGCUACUCUUCCCAAGCCAUCUUCCAUUCUGACCAUGAGCACUCUAUCAUCACUUGCCCGGUGCCUGAUUGUGGUCUUAGCCUGCAUCACACCGACAGUUACCAAGCACUGCUUUUAUUGUGACUUUACUAAUUCGAACCACUGCAUAGGUGCUCCCAUGUACUGCGGGGAAGAAGAGGAUUGCUACGUUGGACAUGGUACAGCCACUGGCCUCGCCCACAUUAUGAACAAAGGAUGUGUGGCAGUCACCAGCUGCGGGAAGGAAGAACCUCUCAAUUACAUGGAGGUUACCUACAACUUCAUCAUCUACUGCUGCCAAGGAAACCUCUGUAAUGCUGGCCCUACUGGCCCAAAGCAAGCUCCAUCAAGCUUCACUACCAUCAUCGCUGGGCUGAGCCUAACCGUUCUGACAUGGAUGCUGUGAGCAUCAGCACAAGCCUGCCACCACUAUCUCCAUCAUUAUCCCUCCACCCUCCCUCUCCCAAUAUUCCCUCCCAUCCUCUCUCCUGGUACCCUUCCCCUUUCCUAUUUCAGAAUAAAGCAGCUUUUUAAGGCAGAAAAAAAAAAAGAAAAU